Messenger RNA from Saccharomyces cerevisiae S288C, 150 nucleotides. RefSeq lists its product as uncharacterized. The record is from RefSeq and is marked reviewed. Gene Ontology annotation, cellular component: membrane. The transcript has a single exon. Lineage: Eukaryota; Fungi; Ascomycota; Saccharomycetes; Saccharomycetales; Saccharomycetaceae. Bases 1 to 150 code for a protein of 49 amino acids.
AUGUCCCGUGUCUAUAUAUAUCCAUUGACGGUAUUCUAUUUUUUUGCUAUUGAAAUGAGCGUUUUUUGUUACUACAAUUGGUUUUACAGACGGAAUUUUCCCUAUUUGUUUCGUCCCAUUUUUCCUUUUCUCAUUGUUCUCAUAUCUUAA